AUGACAUAUUGUAUAAGUUUGUCGUGCGCAUGUAACAGUUCCAGUGUGACAAAAGUAUUGUGGGAUCGACUAAAUGUAAAUCCUGUCUGUUCUGGAUGUGCUAAUAGUGAUCACAUGAUUGAUGAAUAUAGUUUAGCAUGCAUUUCUUUGAAUUGUCCUACAAAAAUAUUUAUUGGAAAUACAAGUCAAUCCGUGACCUGCCAGAGAUGCGGCAAUGAUGAAAUUGAAGUUUAUACCUAUGAAAAUGGAACCUUUAGAAAUAAUUUGAAAUGUGUCAAAUGCUCCCCGGGCUUCCGACCGACAGUUGAUAAGAAAAAAUGUGUUCCGUGCACAACACAAAUAUUAAUUGGAAAUGAAUUAAAACGUGUUUGUACUUGCCCUAAUAAGACUCAUAUUUUUGAAGAAAACAUAUGCAUUCCAAAAACCUUAUAUGGUAAUCUAUGGGGUGAAAAUGAUCACACAUUUAGAAAUUACUCUUACGAUUCGCAAGUCAUUAGGAAACAUCUGAUGCCGUGUUUGUUUCAGUGCAAGUUGCAAAUGACAUCAGGCUGCCAAUGCUUAGGUAAUCUUUGUGCAUUAAGACUAUAUUCAAAAUUGUGGCUACCAUGUUCAUUGUGGCCUCCCGAAAUGCCAAAUGGUAUGCAGCUGCCUAAAAUCAUGUAUGAAGAAGGAGAUGCUCAUGCAGAAUUAAACAGACGGAAACCUGAUACUGUUUUUGGUCUACAUGAUAAGCCUCUAAACCUGACUUUGGUUAGUUACGCUGCAAAUGGUGAAAAUAUAACUACCCGAUUUAUUACUCCUGGUUGGUUGGAUCCUUGUGAAGGUAAUCCGGGAUAUUAUCAAAGUGAUAUAUCGUUUGGAAAACCCCUCACAUCCACAUGUCGCGUCACUAUGCAUCACCUAUUUAAAAAUGUAGAAGCAGGUGUACUUCAUGAAUUAUAUCUUAAUUAUAAAGAUCCAAGUAGUGAUUUAGAUUAUAUGCUACCCGUGCCUGUGUUAAUUGAAAAUAUGGGUCACACAUAUGAUGAGAAUGCGGAUUCGUCCAAUUGGAUAUUAGUGCGUAGAUUCUUCUUAACCGAUUCUUAUCCACAACGCCGAUACCACACUGGCUUAGUUCGAUAUGCAUCUUCUCUCAUCUUGCUAGUUAAACUACGUACUGAUGCUCCUGGAAAAAUCUAUGCUCCAAUUUUAUUGGUAAAUUACAAAAUAAAAGAAUGGAAACCUGAUGAGUUUGUAAAUAUACAUUCGGAGGCAAUGCUUUUGACCCUGUCUACUUUGGCAAUAUUCUGGUCUGCUAUAGUAGCGUGGUCUUAUUCACGACGUUCUGGACUUCCCGUGUUCAAUAUAUAUGGGUUUAUAAGGUUCUUUCUAGUUUUAUGCGGUAAGAUAUCAGAUGCCCUGCUACUUUCUGCAUUGUUAUGUGGAAUUAUGGCCAGAAUGUUGUACUUUACUUUGCAAUCAUCAACUGCAAUGUCAAUUGUAUCCAGGAACGACGAAGAAGAAUAUUUAAUAAAGGCAUUUUUAAUUGUUGCACUAGCAUUAAAGAUCAUAGAAGUGAUUCAAAUAUUACACCAUCAGUUAACUAUAGAUAUAUUUCUAAUUGAUUGGGAAAAACCAAGAGCAAUGAAUUGUUUACCAAGAUCAAUAUCCAACACAACGGGCACAAAUCGAGAAACAACUGAUGACAUCACACCACCACCACCUAUAAGCGUUUGGCGAAGUUAUUUAGUCGCGAACGAGUGGAAUGAGCUCCAAGUCUUCCGCAAAGUCCAUGGUCUCGGGCAUGCUUUGCUUGUCGCUAUAAUUGCCGAAAUUUUAGGGUUAUCCCAUAAUAAUUUAUCGCAGACUGAUUUAUUAGGAUUUUCGGUCUUAUUAUACUUAUCUUUAUAUUUUUUACAAAUGCUGCUGAGGUUAGGCAUUUAUGAAAGAUACAUGAAUGCUGGAUUAGUUGGAUUUGUAGAUUUAUGCAGCCUAGCUAAUAUAUCAAUGUUGAUUGUUUCUUUGGAUCAAUUUGGUUAUUAUAUACAUGGAAGAUCUCCUUAUGGAUUUGCCGAUACAGAUAUGCGAAGUAUGCUACUACAAUUGCAAAGGGAAGAGCAAGGUCUUUGUGGAACAAGAGGUUUAUUGAAAGACUCGACGCAGCAAACUUUUACUGCUCGCUUGCCAUCAGCUUUGAGAGCUUAUUAUCGUAAAAUGACAUUUCCUUUGACGGAGCAAGGGAGGUAUGGAAGAGCUACUGGCACCAGAGCGAUGUCCGAUUCCGAACGAAUUGAAAAAUGCGUGCAAGCUUAUAGGAAUAUCAAUAGAUUUCUGGCUUCAUUUAUAGAUCAUUGUCGCGUGCGGCCGCAGGCGUUACGGGACCUGGACUACGAGGUACGUGAACGAGGCCCCGUCGAACGUUUACUAGAUGCCGAGAGCACAGUAAUAGCAGGCACCGUCGAUGGACCACCGAAAAUAGGAGGCGUAUUUUAUCCUGAUGGCGGUCAUGCAUUCGAUGCUGUCCUUUGGUACGGCCAGGAAUGGACUUGGGCUACCGUUGAGUUACUGAUGUUCCUUGUGACGCUGAUUGGAUGUGAAAAUGUAGCAGUGUCUUCAGUGACAGUCGCUAUUAUUAUUCAAAUUCUCGCUUUGGUUACAAAAUCACUUGCUAAGAGAAACCUGGCUGAAAAAACAUUAAUAGACAAAAGAUUCUUGAUCUAA
Ctenocephalides felis (cat flea) is the source of this 2700-nucleotide messenger RNA. RefSeq names its product meckelin-like. The coding region runs from base 1 to 2700 and encodes 899 amino acids. The record is from RefSeq and is a predicted model, not a curated record. NCBI's taxonomy places the organism in Eukaryota, Metazoa, Arthropoda, Insecta, Siphonaptera, Pulicidae. The transcript has 16 exons. Gene Ontology annotation, cellular component: ciliary transition zone; MKS complex. Gene Ontology annotation, biological process: cilium assembly.